AUGAACAAAAGCAUAGCAGAAACAGGAAAGGUAAGCCGUUGGCGGGAACUGGGCAUCAAUGAUGCAUGUUACCAACAAGGUAUCUGCUCUACAGACAACCCUGAGGCUCAGGUGGCUGGUAGCAAAGACAGCAAAUCCCACAACCAAAUACUAUCCUCUGUGGUUUUGCUCUUGCAGAAGGAAACGCCGCUGGCCAACGCCGCAUUCUGGGCAGCGAGGAGGGGAAACCUGGCCCUGCUGAAGCUGCUGCUGAACAGUGGUCGGGUGGAUGUGGACUGCAGAGACAGUCAUGGCACUACACUCCUCAUGGUCGCCUCUUAUGCUGGCCACAUUGACUGUGUGAGAGAACUGGUCCUACAAGGAGCAGACAUCAACCUCCAGAGAGAGUCAGGUACAACUGCCCUGUUCUUUGCUGCUCAGCAAGGCCACAAUGAAGUCGUGAGAUUUCUCUUUGGAUUUGGAGCAUCCACUGAAUGUAGAACCAAAGAUGGAGGCACUGCCCUGUUGGCUGCCAGUCAGUAUGGGCACAGGCAGGUGGUGGAGACAUUACUGAAGCACGGAGCCAACAUCCAUGACCAACUUUAUGAUGGAGCCACUGCCCUCUUCUUAGCCGCCCAAGGUGGUUACUUGGAUGUUAUUCGAUUAUUGUUGUCUUCAGGAGCAAAAGUCAACCAGCCAAGGCAGGAUGGAACGGCACCCCUGUGGAUCGCGUCCCAGAUGGGCCACAGCGAGGUGGUACGGGUGAUGCUGCUUCGUGGAGCUGACCGCGAUGCCGAGCGAAAUGAUGGCACUACAGCAUUGUUGAAAGCAGCCAACAAAGGGUAUAGUGAUGUGAUCCAGGAGUUGCUUAAAUUUUCACCCACUCUUGGUAUUUUGAAGAAUGGGACGUCAGCACUCCAUGCAGCAGUGCUCAGCGGGAAUAUUAAAACAGUGGCACUGCUUCUGGAAGCAGGGGCAGACCCAGCCCUGAGAAACAAGGCCAAUGAACUUCCAGCAGAACUAACCAAAAAUGAACACAUACUGCAUCUCCUCCGUAGUAAAGAAGGACACAGGAAGAGCUAACUUAGUUCCAUUUUACACAGAAAGCUAGAAACCUUAACCAUAUUGUCCCAAAACAAAUGGCUUUCAAACAGUGCUAGAAAUUCUUUGAAGAAAUAAUAUACUCAGAAUGUCUGCCCUGCGGGUCCCUAGCUGAUAGCUGUGCUUUGAGCACAGAUUCAGGAACAGGAGAGCUCAGGGGUCCCCUUCCCUCACUCUCAGUGGGCUUCUCACACGAUCCUGUAACCCAAGUCCAGGCCAGGCAUUGUCACUGAUUCUACAUUUGCAACUAUACUAACUUGGCUCCCUCAGUUAAAACUUGAAGUUGGACAGGGUUUUUAGAAUUAAGCAAAGACACAGAAAGUUUUGUCCCUUUGAGAGAAUGAGCGGUUGACUCAAUGAAUUGCUGCACUUUUAUUUUGUGUUCCAUGUAGAUGUGCUAAAAUGUAUAGGUUCAUCAUGUUUUACAAAAUCUAUGUAUGUCAUUUCUUCUUCCCCCUAAAGAUCAUAGCCAUAAUUAAUGCAAAUCAAUGAUGUGCAGGCAUACUUUAGUCAAGGGCCACUUCCAACAUCCCAUCAGGUGCUUUACAAAGAUGGACGGUUGAAUUAUAGAAAAGACAACUUGUAUGCUUGUUAACCUGAAGCUUACUCCUGAAGUAUAAAAUCAUUUUACUUAACUUUGUCGGUAUGUUAGAAAACCAGUGAAAAUUUAGAAACUGGAAAUUACAAAUCACAGGAAAUAGAAGCCCUGUCUCUUUGAACUUUUAUUUUGGUACCAGUUUUGGUUCUAGUAAGUAGACCUAAUAUGCUCUGAAAUCUUAAGCUUCCAACACUGCAUUGCUUGAUAGAAUGGCUUUGAAAUCAUAUUAUAUGCAAAUCUAAUGUAUUGCUGGAGUGUAAGUAAUAAAAGAUGAUUGCUAGUAUUUAAUAAGCGUUCAUCUCUGCAUGUUCUUGGGUUGAUUCAAGGAGUCUUCUAUUGGAAUUAUUUCUUUGAAGGAAGUCACUAAAAUUUAUAACCAGUGCACUUGAUAAUCAAUGGUGUCUAACUGUCUCUGUCAGUGCCUAACUACACACACAAUAAAAGUUAAUCAAAACUAGUAUUAUUUCUCUUAUUUUUCUUGCUUUAUGAUGUUCUACUAUAGUUUCCAGACAAUGUUCUAUGUGAACUCAUGUUAUGAUGGAGGAAACUGAAUCACCAACUAAGUUUUGUUUAACCAAAAUGAAGAAGUACUAAAUGCAUUGUCUGUAAGUCAGUAAAGUACGGAAUAUAAUUUUUAAUUAAAAGAUACUCUCAAAAUUGUUUAGGAUUAAUUCAUUAAAAGCUUUAUUUGAAACAUUAUCAUAAGCAAAGCCACUAAUGAGCCAUCUACAGCUCUCCAAGAUAGCUAUGGCCUCAGUAGCUCUGCAAAAAUCUACAGUCUCAUUUCUUUUCUUUCUUUCUUUUUUUUUUUUUGAAAGUGUUGAUCACCAAUUCAACACUAGUGAAUUCAGCCUCUGUACUGCUAGUACAAGCCUGCCCCACCCUGCAGGGCUCUUACUUUAAUUUCAAGAUAAGAGAUUAGAAAGCUCUCAGUUGACAAAACAUCAAACAUAAACAUUUUGCUAGCUUAAAAGCAGUGCCAAUUUCCUCACUGACAGACUUUUAUUCUGCAGUUAUUCAUAUACACAUUUUUCCCAUAUGGGAAUUUUAAAAACCUAUAUCCAUUUUGAAGAAGAAAAUAAUGUGGCCUUAAAUGCUUUAUAUUUUUCCCUUUAGUUAACCAUCAUAGCAAAAAUAGUUGUUGAGCACUGAUUCAAAACAAAACACUAGUAGGGUUACUAACAACAAAGUUCCAAAAGAUAGAAUAACAAACUUAAUGCUUUUUACUAAAAUAUGUUGUCCUUGGUCUAUUCCUUAUAUUGUUUUAGGUGGCUAAUGUUCUUGAAUAAUAUCAGGGUGGUAAAAAUGAACCUAGUAGCUUUAACAAUAUUUAAUGGAGGCUUUCUUGCUGUAGGUAAGAUAUCUGGUUUAGAAGGAUCACACCUAACCUAGAUGAGAUUAUAAUAUGAUGUUUGUCUGGGAAGAGGAUUAAAUGCCUACCAAAGACAGAAAAAAGAGGUCUAUUAUUUAAAAAUUGUAUUUUAGUUUGUACACAUAUAAGUGAUACUUUAUGUUCAUCUAAUUCACAAUUCAGUGAACUCUGUAUCCUAAGAUUUAAAGCUGCCAAUUCCUAUGCAAAUCAUCUGCAUAACUGAACUACAAAAGAUUAUCAGGAUAUGUUUAUUUGAUAACACAUUCCAUUUUGUAGUU
Molecule: messenger RNA, 3328 nt
Organism: Dipodomys ordii (Ord's kangaroo rat)
Lineage: Eukaryota; Metazoa; Chordata; Mammalia; Rodentia; Heteromyidae
Gene: Ankrd29
Product: ankyrin repeat domain 29
Exons: 10
Coding region: 1-1062 (353 amino acids)
Biological process (GO): RNA processing
Molecular function (GO): RNA binding; RNA nuclease activity; protein binding
Source: RefSeq, a predicted model, not a curated record